This is a messenger RNA of Patiria miniata (bat star), 895 nucleotides long. Its product is annotated as group XIIA secretory phospholipase A2-like. Gene Ontology annotation, cellular component: extracellular region. The transcript has 4 exons. Gene Ontology annotation, molecular function: calcium ion binding; A2-type glycerophospholipase activity. The record is from RefSeq and is a predicted model, not a curated record. Lineage: Eukaryota; Metazoa; Echinodermata; Asteroidea; Valvatida; Asterinidae. Gene Ontology annotation, biological process: phospholipid metabolic process; arachidonate secretion; lipid catabolic process. The coding region runs from base 82 to 735 and encodes 217 amino acids.
GCACUUGCUGUUUACCAGACGACACUUCCUCAUUCAGAAAAAGCAAAAGUCCAGUUUAGUUUAUUUCGGUAAAAAUUUACAAUGGUUUGUCCACAGAUUUUAGUCUCCGUUUUAACCCGUUUCGGACUUUACUUCGUCCUGAUCUGUACCAGCUGGUCAGGUGCAGCCGCCGAUCAGAAAAAUGGCAAGGCUUUCGAGGAGAAUUUGAAGGAUUUUGCGAGCAUGGCUGAGAGUUUGUCUGGCGGGUUGAAGACCGUUGCCAAAGCGGCCAAACUCCUGAGUGGGGACAUCGAUUUCGGCGAAGAGGAGGACUGCGAAUUCGUCUGCAAAAAUGGUGCCACACCAAGGAAAAAGAUUGGCUACGUUCCAGAAGACAAUGGUUGUGGAGCUUAUGGACUCAAGGUGGAUUUGUCAAAGCUACCUCAGAUGGAACAGUGUUGCACCAGUCACGAUCGCUGCUACGGCCAGUGUGGUAUGGAGAAGGAAACCUGCGACUUGCGGUUCUCGCAGUGUCUUGAGAAAGUCUGCAACCGACUGCUGAAGACGAUGGGCCUUACCGACGAGGAAUCUGAAGGUUGUAUGAUGACAGUACAGCUGAUGUACAUGACGGUGUUGGAGCUGGGUUGCCAGGCCUACCUUGACGCCCAACGGCAGGCCUGCAUUUGCAAGUUAACAGCAGACGAUAACAGAACUGGUCACAGUGGUGCCAAACGCAAGACCAAAGUGGAGCUCUAAAAACUGGACAAUAAUCUUUGAAUUUGCCGUGCCUAUGCUCUCCGACAAGUUUUUCUUGUAACAAACUUUCACUUUGUAUCAUAUUUUAUUAUUUUAUUUUGUGCAAACAAAUUUAAAGGGAAUACACAACAAUUGCUCUGGCUGUAGAUUUCAGAAAUGA